Molecule: messenger RNA, 1053 nt
Organism: Mastomys coucha (southern multimammate mouse)
Lineage: Eukaryota; Metazoa; Chordata; Mammalia; Rodentia; Muridae
Gene: Calhm1
Product: calcium homeostasis modulator 1
Exons: 2
Coding region: 1-1053 (350 amino acids)
Molecular function (GO): monoatomic cation channel activity
Source: RefSeq, a predicted model, not a curated record
AUGGACAAGUUUCGGAUGAUCUUCCAGUUCUUGCAGUCCAACCAAGAGUCCUUCAUGAACGGCAUCUGUGGCAUCAUGGCACUGGCCAGUGCCCAGAUGUAUUCUGCCUUUGACUUCAACUGCCCCUGCUUGCCCGGCUACAAUGUGGUCUACAGCAUGGGCAUAUUGCUGACGCCUCCCCUGGUGCUCUUCCUGCUUGGCCUAGUCAUGAACAAUAACAUAUCCAUGCUAGCUGAAGAGUGGAAACGCCCCCCUGGUCGCCGGGCCAAGGACCCAGCUGUGCUACGCUACAUGUUCUGUUCCAUGGCCCAGCGAGCUCUGAUCGCCCCUGUCGUCUGGGUGGCUGUGACAUUGCUGGAUGGCAAGUGCUUUCUCUGUGCUUUCUGCACAGCGGUGCCGGUGGCCACACUAGGCAACGGCAGCCUGGUUCCUGGCCUGCCUGCUCCAGAACUUGCUCGCCUGCUGGCUCGUGUGCCCUGCCCUGAGAUCUAUGAUGGGAACUGGCUGCUGGCCCGAGAGGUGGCCGUGCGGUAUUUGCGCUGCAUCUCUCAGGCGCUGGGCUGGUCCUUCGUACUGCUGACCACAUUGCUGGCAUUUGUGGUACGCUCUGUGCGGCCCUGCUUCACGCAGGUUGCCUUUCUCAAGAGCAAGUACUGGUCCCACUACAUUGACAUUGAACGUAAGCUCUUCGACGAGACAUGCACAGAGCAUGCCAAAGCCUUUGCUAAGGUAUGUAUCCAGCAGUUCUUUGAAGCCAUGAACCAUGACCUGGAACUGGGUCAUACCCACGGAGUACUGGCCACAGCUUCAACCAAAGCCACAGCCACAGCCACAGAGGCUGCCCAAAGUCCCUCUGACAGGACAGAAGAAGAGAGGGAGAAGCUGCGUGGAAUCACUGACCAAGGCACCAUGAACAGGCUACUCACAAGCUGGCACAAGUGCAAACCACCACUGAGGCUGGGCCAGGAGGCACCACUGAUGAGCAACGGCUGGGCUGGGAGCGAGCCCCGGCCUCCACGCAAGGAAGUGGCCACCUACUUCAGCAAAGUGUGA